CUGCAGUUGACUUUUACCACGCACAGUUCAUCCUUGACCUCCUUUCAACAAUAAAAAUACUCUCCGUCCUAAAUUUUAAAGAAAACCUGAUUUAUUUUCAAUUUUAACUCGAAGAAAGAAACGUGAGUUAUUAACCAAAUAAAAUACCAAUUCAUUAAAUACUGCACUUCGUCUUACAUAUUUAAUAAAAACGAGCAGAAUGUAUUUAGUUUAAAUUGAAGUGAAGUUAAAUCAGAGUCCUCAACCUUAAAUAAAAUCAGUGCAUACAAUAAAUAUAUUUACUGUAAAACACUUACUGUAAAACAUUUUCAAAAACAAUAUAUUGUUUUUGACAGUAGGAACUCAACAAAUCCUGAAUCCAUAUCAAUAUGAAACCUGAAACGAAACGGGAAUGUUCAAUGUGCUCGAAAAUGUUUAAAAAUAAUUAUGAGUUGACCAGACACAUCCUCUGGCACAAUCAUGAAGCCAAGGUCAAAUGUGAGAUUUGUGGCAAAAUGUCCAAAAACAUAGUCGCCUUAUCUUCGCACAUUUGGAGUACUCACAAUAACCGGAAACGACCACGUUGUGACAUCUGUAACCGGGUGUUUUCCUCCGCUAAAACCUUGCGUACCCAUACAAACACCGUUCACAGCACGAGGGAACGACCCCGUUUCCCAUGUACGUUUCCCGGCUGUGAGAAAACCUUCCUAACCAAGGGACACCUUUCGCACCACACGAAGAUUGAACAUUCCGAGAAUCCCGUCCGAUUUCCGUGCACACUUUGCGGAAGGGAAUUCAAAACCAGAGGUGUCCUUGAGGGUCACAUUCACACCCACACGACGGAGAAGCCAUUUAAAUGUGCCACUUGUGGCAGAAGUUUCGCCCGCAAACGGCACCUGAAAAGUCACGAGAUGACGCAUUUGGAAAAAUCUGCUCGAGACAUGUUAGAGUGCCAUCUCUGCCCUCAGACCUUGUUAAGUAAAGAAGGUCUACAACACCACGUUCGAGCUGUGCAUGAAAAUCGGCGGAAUUAUGCCUGCGCAUUUUGUGACAAGAGAUUCUCCGGCUCGUCGGACUUAAAGCGUCACGUGGAAGGGAGCCAUGCCACUAAUGAAGAGCUCAUCCAUUCCUGCGACAGAUGCGAGUUCAACACCCACUCGAAAUACAAUCUGGCCGCUCACAAAUUACGCCAUAAGCCAGCCGGGCGUGGAUGUUAUUUCUGUGGGAAGAAAUUCUUCCGCUUUGCCGAAUUGGUCAUGCAUUGAAGAGUUCACACGCUAGAAAAUUCAAAAUACUUGUGUAUUUAGAUCCAUAAUUACGUAUGUAUGUACAUACAUAUAUCGUGGCAUCCUUGUGUAUGGAAUGACAUAAAUAAUUUUCGAUUUUUUAUAACUUUAUAUGAAUUCAGUUGACACUUUCCAAAAAUAAAUUCAAUCGUUUUUA
This is a messenger RNA of Folsomia candida, 1422 nucleotides long. RefSeq names its product gastrula zinc finger protein XlCGF7.1. The transcript is spliced from 3 exons. Gene Ontology annotation, molecular function: DNA-binding transcription activator activity, RNA polymerase II-specific; RNA polymerase II cis-regulatory region sequence-specific DNA binding. The record is from RefSeq and is a predicted model, not a curated record. The coding region runs from base 369 to 1244 and encodes 291 amino acids. Gene Ontology annotation, biological process: regulation of transcription by RNA polymerase II. Gene Ontology annotation, cellular component: nucleus. Lineage: Eukaryota; Metazoa; Arthropoda; Collembola; Entomobryomorpha; Isotomidae.